CAGUAACCCACCCAGCCGCGAAACUACAACAUGGGUGUCGUGCCAAACGUUCUCGCCGGCUCGCUCGCCGCGUACAACCCCGAGGACGAGACGACGCAGAUCGGCACGCGCUUUCCCGACAAGUCCGUGCAGCUGUCGCAGUUCCUCACCGCGCCCAACGCGGACCAGCUCCUGCGCGACCUCGCAACGCUCGUCUCGCACCGCGGCGUCGUCUUCUUCACGGACCAAGACAUCACCCACGAGCAGCAGAAGGUGCUCGGCCAGCGCCUCGGCGAGCUCGCGGGCAAGCCGAAGACGAGCGGGCUGCAUGUGCAUCCGAUUUCUGAGAACACGCCGGAGCUGGGGAAGGACGUGAGCGUGAUUGACUCGAUGGGCGGGAUUGCACGUGCGGGCUUCGUAGAGGGAACACGUGCCAGUAGUGGAUGGCACUCAGAUAUCACUUUCGAACCGGUACCUUCAGACUACGCUAUCCUAAAGAUGCACACGCUACCGAAAGUCGGAGGCGAUACCCUGUGGGCCAGCGGCUACGAAGCAUACGACAGGCUCUCCCCGGCUUACAAGAAAUUCCUAGAGGGACUCACAGCCGUCCACGACGGCACGUUCUUCCUCGACUACGCUCGUGCACGCGGCAUACCCAUCCAAGACCCGCGCGGCGCUCCAGAAAACACGGGGAGCAACCUUACCGCUAUCCACCCUGUCAUUCGCACGCACCCCGUCACAGGGUUCAAAACGCUCUUCGUCAACAAAUCCUUCACGAAACGCAUCGUCGAGCUGACACCCGACGAGUCCGUGCACACGCUCGACUACCUCUUCCGCCACAUCUCCGAGAACCACGACCUCCAGGUGCGCUACCGCUGGCGGCAGAACGACGUCGCGAUCUGGGACAACCGGUGCACAUUCCACACCGCUACCCACGAUUACAAGGAGCACCGCCAGGGCAAUCGCAUCGUCAGCCUCGGCGAGCGCCCCUACUUCGAUCCCAACUCCAAAUCCCGCAGGGAGGCGCUCGGUCUCGAUAUCUAAUCUAAUCUUUGAUCACGAUCCUCCUCAUGAUCAAGGCGCAAAUGACAUGCACUUGCGCCAUCCACACUCUAAAUGACGACCUUACUGUAGACUAUUGCACCAUCUCGUAUUCAUCUUCAGAUCUUUCUGCCACACGGUGCAUGUUCCUUGGGCUGCGCAGAUGGACGCGCUUCUGUCUGAUCAUGUUCCGAGCGACGAACUAGUUGUGACCGGUGAUGGGUGAUAGAUGGUGGCCCAUCAAACAAAAUAAAUACCCUCCGCGAUGUAUGUAAGUUUGUAUGUACUCUAGAAUCUAGACGUUCUUCCACACUACUGGUAUCACAAU
Messenger RNA from Gloeophyllum trabeum ATCC 11539, 1348 nucleotides. RefSeq names its product taurine catabolism dioxygenase. The record is from RefSeq and is a predicted model, not a curated record. The transcript is spliced from 9 exons. Gene Ontology annotation, cellular component: cytoplasm. Gene Ontology annotation, molecular function: 2-oxoglutarate-dependent dioxygenase activity. NCBI's taxonomy places the organism in Eukaryota, Fungi, Basidiomycota, Agaricomycetes, Gloeophyllales, Gloeophyllaceae. The coding region runs from base 31 to 1023 and encodes 330 amino acids.